Oryzias melastigma (Indian medaka) is the source of this 4025-nucleotide messenger RNA. It is a transcript of the gene tbr1b, whose product is annotated as T-box brain transcription factor 1b. The transcript is spliced from 6 exons. Gene Ontology annotation, biological process: regulation of transcription by RNA polymerase II; cell fate specification; regulation of neuron projection development. Lineage: Eukaryota; Metazoa; Chordata; Actinopteri; Beloniformes; Adrianichthyidae. The record is from RefSeq and is a predicted model, not a curated record. Gene Ontology annotation, cellular component: nucleus. Bases 795 to 2837 code for a protein of 680 amino acids. Gene Ontology annotation, molecular function: RNA polymerase II cis-regulatory region sequence-specific DNA binding; DNA-binding transcription factor activity, RNA polymerase II-specific.
CUUUAACCUUGUCAGUAAAUUAAGCAUGAAGGCGUUUAGACCAGCUGCUUUCUGACACUGCGCCAAUCCUUUAAAUCAAAAUAAAAAAAAGCAUAUUUCCAUUUUUUUUUAAAUAAAUCUUAUUCAUAUAUAUUUCAGGAAGUGAUUCUUUAGUGUUUUUUCAGUAUUUCUGGAGCUUGAUUUGCCCCAGCAGCGGCUAUAACUUUUAGCGCAUCAAAUAUUUACCAGCGCUGGGACUCAUAAACACAUCUUCAGUGGGACGCUCUGAUUUCACGCCAUAUCACAAACAUUUUAAGGCUUUCCUGCCACCGACUGUCAUUUUUGGCGUGUUAAUAAUAAAUCCUGAUUUCAUGGGCAGACAUACUUUGGCACUCAUGGCGCAUGAAUAGGUAAACAACGCGGGUAAAGGUAAAUACCCCUGACAGGAAAAAACAAUCCAAAUAUUUUUUUUUUAUUUAUUUGAACGCAUUUCUUCCUUUAUGUGAAGUCGGAGCUCACUUCUUUCCUGAUAUGUAUCAGGCCCAUGUCACAAUGAAAACAAGUCACUUUGCGCUCCUUCCUAAUUAAGAGCUGUCUAAUUAAAUUACAGCCUGGAGUUAACCAAUGACAGCACUUGUUUCAUUAGCAAAGAGAGGAGAGGAAAAAAAUCCUCCCUGAUUGCAGAAUGGUGUCAAUUGGCUAAUUUGCCGCCUUCCAUACUUCAAGUCAUCCGCGAGGCGUUUUCACAAGAUUAGGAAAGGCGUGUGCAAAAGCCUGUGAUAUAGGUUGAGCUAAUAGUUGCUUCCCAUUGAGCUAUGCAGGUUGAGAACUGCAACCCGCUGGCGAGUGAUCUCUCCAAGAAAUUUAUAAGUGUGGGCAGUGGCUUUCCGAGCUCCAAUGGAUCGGAGCUUUCGUUGCAGGACCAUCCUAUUAUAUCUGCAAGUGACAACCUGGAGAGAGGUUCACCUCUGAAAAAAAACUCCAGGGAGAUGACGAAUCAGUCAGAGGCAGACAAUUUUCCCGACUCCAAGGACGCAUCAGGGGACGUCCAGAGGGGCAAACUCUCUCCUGAUCUUCACGGAGUCUCUGACAUCCGUCAUAAUUUCGAUGGAUCUGCAGGAGAAAGGUGCAUCUUUUCUCCGUCUACCCAGCCGCAGUCAGUUUCAGCAGCAGCAGCCGCCGCCAGUGCCAUGUUUCCCUACCCGAGCCAGCACGGACCCGCGCACCCGGCUUUCUCCAUCGGGAGCCCCGGCCGGUACAUGGCCCAUCAUCCCGUCAUCACUAAUGGACCGUACAACAGCCUUUUAACCAACACCUCUCCUCAGGGCUACCCGGCAGCGGGUUACCCUUACGCGCAGCAAUAUGGACACACGUACCAAGGGGGGGCUUUUUACCAGCUAUCCUCGGCGCAGGCGGGACUGGUUCCGGGUAAAGCGCAGGUGUAUCUGUGCAACAGGGCCCUGUGGCUGAAGUUUCACAGACACCAGACAGAGAUGAUCAUCACAAAACAAGGACGACGGAUGUUUCCUUUUUUGAGCUUUAAUAUUUCUGGCCUGGACCCAACAGCUCACUACAAUAUUUUUGUGGAUGUAAUCCUCGCUGACCCAAAUCACUGGCGCUUUCAAGGUGGAAAAUGGGUGCCAUGUGGAAAAGCAGACACAAACGUCAUAGGCAACAGGGUUUACAUGCAUCCAGACUCUCCAAAUACUGGUGCGCAUUGGAUGCGUCAAGAAAUCUCCUUUGGAAAGCUGAAGCUCACAAACAACAAAGGUGCCUCCAACAACACUGGGCAGAUGGUGGUUCUGCAGUCUCUCCACAAGUACCAGCCCAGGCUCCAUGUGGUGGAAGUGAACGAGGAUGGCACGGAGGACACCAGCCAGCCAGGAAGAGUGCAGACUUUCACCUUCUCGGAGACGCAGUUUAUCGCCGUCACGGCGUACCAGAACACCGAUAUCACUCAACUAAAAAUCGACCACAAUCCCUUUGCUAAAGGAUUUCGGGACAAUUAUGACACUGUCUACACAGGCUGCGACAUUGACCGCCUAACUCCAUCACCGGGUGACUCUCCGCGUUCACAGAUCGUGCCGGGUGCGAGAUACGCCAUGCCUAGCUCUUUCCUGCAGGACCAAUUUGUCAGCACUUAUGCCAAAUCUCGCUUUCACCCUGGCGUGGGGACCGCUCCUGGCACGGAGCGCAACGUCCCACUCGGCAACAGCUUGCUGUCUCCUCAGCAAGCCGAGGAGCCCACUGUUGCCACCCCCCCGCAGCGAUGGUUUGUCACCCCUGCCAACAACCGACUGGACUUUGCAGCCUCGGCAUACGACGCCGCUGAUUUCGCCGGUAACGCGGCCACCUUGCUGUCCUACGCAGCGGCCGGAGUGAAGGCUCUCCCCCUGCCGACGGCGGGCUGCUCCAACCGGCCUCUUGGCUAUUACGCAGACCCGUCUGGCUGGGGAGGACGCACGCCGCCGCAGUACUGCGGCGUCAACAGCAAGGCCAGCUCGGUCUUUUCCUGCUGGCCCGCCAACACCCUCGGGGGCCGGUCAGGAAGCAGCUACCUGCAGGAGGAGGGGGACUCCAUCAGCACGGAGAGGUCGCCCAUCGGUGGCGCGGAGGAGAGCAAAGCCAAAGACAUCACAUCCGAGUCCAGCUGGAUAGAGACGCCGUCCUCCAUCAAAUCCAUCGAUUCCAGCGACUCUGGGAUCUUUGAACAGGCCAAACGGAGGAGAAUCUCCCCCACGGCCACGCCGGUUUCAGAGACUGUGUCCCCGUUAAAGUCUGAGCUGCUGGCACCGAGGGAGUGUGACAAAAACUGUACAAAAGACAUCGGUUAUUACAGUUUCUACUCUCACAGUUAGGAAUCUAUCUAUCUAUCUAUCUAUCUAUCUAUCUAUCUAUCUAUCUAUCUAUCUAUCUAUCUAUCUAUCUAUCUAUCUAUCUAUCUAUCUGACCGUUUCAUCUUUACAUCCAAAGUGUAAAUUUUUUUGGUUAUGACAUAAACUGUUACUCAGACUUGCUGUAAUUAUGGAUAUAAUGUAUAGAUAAUAAUAAUAAUAAUAAUUGGCAUUUGUGAUAGUGACUGGAUGUCCACGACAUAAAUAUGAUCCCCUAUAGUGUCUGACAGAGCCAGUUGUCCUGUUUGAAGUAGCCUAUAAACUGUUAGUAUAACUUUAGGAAUCUGUACAUGAAAUGUUUUUUUUUUGUGUGUAGCAGAAACUGACUAUUUGUCAGUUUUUUGGGAGGGAAAAUGUAUUUUUAAAUUAUUUUAAAGCUGUGGCUGAAGCUACAGAAAGUUUAAGCGAUGAUCUCCUUCCCUUAUGUUGGUUAAAGAAGUUGUCAGUGUUUGUAGACAUGCAGGGUCUCUUCUUCUCCUUUAUUUGGGGUUUUUUGCUUGACGUUGUGGAAAUUCUCUGUAUGUGCUGUGAUGUGGAUGAAACUUAAUAAACGGUGUUCCCUCCAAUCAGGGAACACUUUACUUAAUCCAAAUGGAUCAAAUUGAUUCUUUUUUUUUUGAAUUUAUAACUUGCAAACAUGGUUUUAUUUUGACAUUUUCAUAUCAUGCACAAAUCAUUUUACGCCCAGAUAUUUUGUGAAAUAAAUGUGAUCAUAUCUCUACAACAUAUUUUUUUUCAUACAAGUGUAAAAUAAUACAUAAAAUUAUUUAUAUCAAAGGAUGAAAAUUGGCUGGAUGCGCUCCACGCGCGCACUCCAGAGUGAGCAAAACUCCCAUGCAGCUGUCAGAGGAAAAAGCCUCUUCGAGGCCUCGCUGCGGUUUAUGCUCAUUAUUUAUUAUUAUGAAGCCUUUCCAGCCAUAAACAUCAGAUGGUGACAACUGUAAGCAGAUUCUGUAACCAGACAGCUUUCAUCUAUUGUGGGACCAGAGGCGGAGGAGCGAUUGAUUAAUUUUUAAUUGCAUAUGAGGUGUUUGUUACCUUUGGAUUGGGGUUGUGCAGUGGCUGCACUGAACACUAGAUGGCGACAUUUCACUAAAUGAUUCUUGGACUUUGAUGCAAUGAUUUAAAUGUAAAAAAAUAAAAUAAAAUAAA